This is a messenger RNA of Serpula lacrymans var. lacrymans S7.9, 264 nucleotides long. RefSeq lists its product as uncharacterized. The record is from RefSeq and is a predicted model, not a curated record. Bases 1 to 264 code for a protein of 87 amino acids. NCBI's taxonomy places the organism in Eukaryota, Fungi, Basidiomycota, Agaricomycetes, Boletales, Serpulaceae. The transcript has 2 exons.
AUGUUUAGCGCCCCCGAGACCACAAUUGCAAAGAUGGCCCAACUCCAUGCACAGAUGGCAGAGGCCAAGUGUCAGCUCAAGGCGGAGCAAAAAAGGGCAGAGGAGGAAGCAAAACAGGCAGUAGAAGCCCAGAGGGUCAAACAGCAAAAACAGCGGGUUGAGAGAGAGGAGGAGGAGAAGGAGAAAACAGAGGCGGCAUGCACUUUGCACAACAUGUUUAGGCCAAACAUUGCAAUGGUCUUUGGAGUCACUGUACCUUACUGA